Molecule: messenger RNA, 1257 nt
Organism: Morone saxatilis (striped sea-bass)
Lineage: Eukaryota; Metazoa; Chordata; Actinopteri; Moronidae
Product: class I histocompatibility antigen, F10 alpha chain-like
Exons: 4
Coding region: 117-1019 (300 amino acids)
Biological process (GO): immune response
Cellular component (GO): external side of plasma membrane
Source: RefSeq, a predicted model, not a curated record
UGUAGUUUGUUGGAACUUUUCAGAUCAAGACGAAGUUAUUGUAUCAUCGGUGAGUCAGACUUCCUUCGUUGCCCCUUUUUUCUGUUUUUUUUUUGUGGUUUCAGCUCCAAAUCGAGAUGAUUCAAUUUGGUUUGCUUCUGCUCUUGUGUCAUGUUGCAUCUACAGUGAUACACUCCCUGAAGCAUGUCUACACUGCAUCCUCUGAGGUCCCAAAUUAUCCCAACUUUGUGGCCGUUGUGUUUGUUGAUGGAACUCAAACAGAUUACUACGACAGCAUCACUAAGAAAACAGUACCGACACAAGCCUGGAUGAACCAAGUCACAGCCUACGACUCAGAGUACUGGAAGAGACAAACUUCAUACUGGGAAGGUCAAGAGGAGGCAGGAAGAGUCAACAUCGAGAUUUUAAAGAGCCGAUUUAACCAAAGUAAAGGCAUCCAGGUUAUCCAGGUGUUGAAUGGCUGUGAAUGGGACGAUGAAACUGGUGAUGUUAAUGGUUUUGGUCUAAUUAGUUAUAAUGGAGAAGACAUCUUAAUAUUGGACAUGAAGGCACAGAGAUGGAUUGCUACAAAGCCACAGCUUCUUAGAAGCCAGCAUAAGUGGAAUAAUGACAAAAGUUGGUUAGAAUUCAUGGAGCACCGUUUGACCAAGGAGUGUCCUGUGAGGCUGCAGAACAGUUUGGACUACGGGAAGAGCACUUUUCAGAGAACAGACCUUCCCUCAGUGUCUCUCCUCCAGAAGACUCCCUUGUCUCCAGUCAGCUGCCAUGCCACCGGUUUCUACCCUGACAGAGCCGUGAUAUUUUGGAGCAGAGAUGGAGAGGAGCUUCAUGAACAUGUCGACCACGGUGAGCUCCUCCACAACCAUGAUGAGACCUUCCAGAUAAGCGUGGACCUGGAUCUUUCAGUGGUCGAACCUGACGACUGGUGGAGGUACAAGUGUGUUUUUCAGCUCUCCGGUGUUGAGGAUGACAUCGUCACCAAGCUGGACCCAGCAGUUAUCAAGACCAACUGGGGUUAGUAAGGACGAGUAGAAAACCUCGCUUUGUCUGAUGUUUAAUUCAUUUGUUUCUUUUUUGUAUUGACUGAACAAUUUUAGAUACAUCAGCAUUGCUCACCUCUAUGACAAACAUAUAAUGCCAAUUCAGAAUCAGUAAUGAAGAGAGAGUAACUACCUACAUGUACUGUAUUUCAAGGAAUAGUUUGACACUUUGGGUGGCUGUGGCUCAGAGGCAGAGCGUGGUUCCCCCAAUCGGAAG